AUGAAGAGCUCUGCAAAUUACCCGCUGCGCAAGUGCGGCAUCUACCGCAACCUCCCCGACUUUGAUCCAUCUAUCCAGGGUCUCAACGCCAUUAUAUGUGGUGCAAAUGGCAUAUCUGGAUUCGCCACCCUGCGUGCUCUUCUCGAUGCCCCCGAGCGAUGGGCCUGCAUCUAUACUCUGUCACGAAGCCCACUAUCGAAGGAGCAAAUGUCCCUUAUUCCGCCUGCAUUACAUUCUCACAUCAAGCAUGUCCCAAUCGACUUGUCUUCGCCGGGUGAAAAGAUUGCAGCGGUCCUGCGGGAAGCCGACGUCCACGCAGACUACGUCUUCUUCUAUUCUUAUAUACAGCCGGCGGACACCGGAGACUCUGGUAUGAGCGUCAGUAUGGCGGAUGCACUUUAUGAACUCAACGUUCCUUUGUUCAAAAACUUCCUCCAAGGAAUGGAAAUCGCUGAGCUUGAGCCCAAACGCGUCGUUUUGCAGACAGGAGGCAAGAAUUAUGGAGUCCACAUUGGUCGCACCCGUACCCCAUUUGUCGAAUCUGAUCCUCAGCCGCGACACCUACAGCCAAACUUCUACUACGCACAGGAGGAUCUUCUCUUUCAAUACUGUCAGAAGCAUCCCGGGACGGGUUGGAAUGUUAUUCGCCCCGUGGCGAUCAUCGGUGUAGCCCAACGUGCCCCGCUGAAUGCCUUUUACCCUUUCGGCAUCUACGCAGCUGUCCAGGCACAAAAGCAAGAGCCAUUGUCUUUUGGUGGGGAUUUCGAAUCGUGGCAAUUUGAGCAGUCUCAUUCGACCGCUCGGUUGACGGCAUAUUUGAGCGAAUGGGCUGCGCUGGAAGAUGAAUGCAAAAACCAGGCCUUUAACGCACAGGAUGGAGGGAUGCUCAACUGGGAUCGCUUCUUCGUCGAACUUGCACGCUGGUUCGGUGUAGACAAGGGUGUCCAGAAUCCUGAUCCUGAGGAGGCGAGAUUGCGUAUUCAAACUUUUGCGGGAGGCAAAGACGGCCCGUUGGGCUACGGGCCACCGACUGCUCUCAAGACGACCUUCCGAUUAGCCGAUUGGUUCCAGCAGCCUGAGAACAAAGUUGCAUGGGAGCAAAUCAUGGCAAAUUCCAAUGGUCAUGUCAAAGUCAAUGUCUUCGAGGAUCCAGCCAUGAAAACUAUUAUUUCCGAAUUUGAUUACGCUAGACGGGGAAACCUGUCCAUGAACAAAGCCCGGAGAAUGGGAUUCUGUGGGUUUGUUGAGACUUUAGAGAGCUUGCACGAGAUGUAUAAAGAGACGGGCGACUUCGGGGCGCUUCCUUCAAUGAAGGUCGCUGGCGCGAACCCUUUGAUUUAA
Molecule: messenger RNA, 1341 nt
Organism: Truncatella angustata
Lineage: Eukaryota; Fungi; Ascomycota; Sordariomycetes; Amphisphaeriales; Sporocadaceae
Exons: 1
Coding region: 1-1341 (446 amino acids)
Source: RefSeq, a predicted model, not a curated record